GCUCUGAGGACUGACCAGCAGCAGACUGUAUUCAGAUACUGAAGGAGGCGGCGAAAGAAAGAGCGACAGAGUCAGGGUUAACCUGAGGGUUAAAGAAGAAAUGAGAUCAACAUAACUCAGCCAGGGCAUUGCCUCCAAAGCCUUAUUGAUAUGUCCUGGCGCGCCACGAAAUGUCGGGAAAGAACCCCAAGCGUAUUGUCAAACAACGACAAUAAGUACAAUAGGCAGGAGUCGGACCUGAAACACACUCAGUGUUCUAUUGAGCGACAAUGUCCAUUCAUCUUUAUCCUGGCGCUAUUUGUUGCGCUUUCUUGUCUUCCAUCGCAGCUUAGUGUUUCAUUACCUUUUCACAGCGACUUGCUCGGCGCUUCCGUUGGAUUUUGGUUGGUGUUCCCAGGAGAUUCCUUUAGCGCUGUCUUAUACAGGGAAAAUACAGUGAUCGACUUACAUGCCCGAUUGCUAUUCACCCUACUUACAGAGCCCCAAGCCUGAGAAGGAGGAGAUCGGCUAGUUGAUCGCGGAUGUGUCCUAUCGAACUGCCAUGGCUAUUAUUUAUUCACCCAAUCGCCCAUCCGAUAUAACCGCCCAA
Molecule: messenger RNA, 589 nt
Organism: Aspergillus pseudonomiae
Lineage: Eukaryota; Fungi; Ascomycota; Eurotiomycetes; Eurotiales; Aspergillaceae
Exons: 2
Coding region: 151-492 (113 amino acids)
Source: RefSeq, a predicted model, not a curated record